Messenger RNA from Schistocerca cancellata (South American locust), 3249 nucleotides. RefSeq lists its product as uncharacterized. The coding region runs from base 1 to 3249 and encodes 1082 amino acids. The transcript is spliced from 9 exons. NCBI's taxonomy places the organism in Eukaryota, Metazoa, Arthropoda, Insecta, Orthoptera, Acrididae. The record is from RefSeq and is a predicted model, not a curated record.
AUGGAUCACUCGAAGCCACGUCAGCAGCAGCAGAGCAAUUGUGAGCAGGGGCAGCAGAAUACACAGCCAUGGAGAACAUCUGAUGCACUGGAGGGGCGGAAAGUAGCAAUGCAGAAGUUGGAAGAAUACGAGCAGGGGACAGCAGCACCUGUGUGCCCAGAUACGACAUCUGGUGGUGAGGGUCAGUUAAAACCAGUAGUGCCAUUGCAGGCACCACUGGCGUUGUCUGAAACCUCCCCGCAGGUAGACAUUCCACAUUCCACAUUGCCACCAUUACAAAACGCAAAAGCACCCCAGGUUGCGCUCCAGCCACAGAAAGACCAGCAGAAUGGCACAUUGCAACUGUCUCCCGAAGAGUGGCCAACACCCAUAGAGUUGCAGACACGAGGCCGCCGCCGCCGUUCACGAGAGGAUCCCAACUCACCACAGCAGCAGCGGUCAGCUACGACAUCUUCCAGAACAGUGCAGCAUCACAACAAGGACUCCUCUGUGCUCUGCACACAACAGGACACACCUGCUAAGCCAGAGAACCACACGGAAGUGAGUACCACAAAUCAAGAAAACAUUAAUGCUGCUGAUUCAACUGUAAAAACCUUAGAAGUACCAUCAGAUGCUAGCAACCAGAGGGUAGAACAAAAUGAGGAGGGAUGCAAAGAGGAGGGUAUGCCGCCUGAAACGUGCAGCACCCCAUCUACCCUGUGUGAAGAGCCUGUUGAUGCCUGCCCACAACCCAGCACUGGUCAACAGCAGAUAGAUUACAUACCGUCUUCUGGAGCCUCAACACCGGUACCAAUAGCGAGCGAUUCCAAGCCCGGACCAGACAGUUCCUCACAAUCUCAAACAACUACAAAUUCACCCAGUGAUGCUCUCCCAGAUAAGAACAACCUUCCAGAUAUGGAUUUGUUAUGUGGACUUACUGUCCACCCAAAUAAGUCAGUUUCAAAUCCAGAACAUUGGAGUACUGACGUGAGCCCAUCAACGUUUCAAUUAUCUGAAGUACCUUAUCAAAGUAUAAAAAAUUAUCCUUAUCGAAAUAAUUUACCACCCACGAUCCAAGAAACUGCAUCCACACAUGGAGAAUAUGUUUUGCCAAAUGUUGCAACGUAUGGAAUCUCUCUGAGACCCAGUGAAGUUUCACCCUAUUACAAUUAUCCAGAUGUACAUAACAACCGUGCAAUGCAUGCCACAUCACCACCAUUUUACUGCCCUCCAUCAUCGCAGAGUACACCGAUGAACUACUAUCCAGCACCACCCUACCAACCGCGGCCAACACAACAGCAGUGGGGAAAAAUUGUGGAGCCUCAGUUAGCAGUGAAUCAUCAACACCUGUCUGGAUUACAGCAGCAAACGAUGGUGCAAGGCCAACAAGGGAUGUAUCCACAUCAGACGCCAGUUGGUGACCAAAUACCAGUGCUGCAACAACAUUCACCAGUGGCUCAGCAGCAACAUACGCUCGUGCCACUUCAAUGGACACCAAACUACCAGACGCCACCUGUGUCCCAGGAAAGAUAUGUGAUGCAGUACCAGCCACCGAGCACACAGUAUGAGCCACAGCAAUUAAUAGCAUCCCAGCAGUACCCACCCCCAACCAUGCAGCAGUACCCACCCCCAACCAUGCAGCAGUACCCACCCCCAACCAUGCAGCAGUACCCACCCCCAACCAUGCAGCAGUACCCACCCCCAACCAUGCAGCAGUACCCACCCCCAACCAUGCAGCAGUACCCACCCCCAACCAUGCAGCAGUACCCACCCCCAACCAUGCAGCAGUACCCACCGCCAACCAUGCAGCAGCAACCACAGUUGCAACAGCAUUUUCCACCUACAAAGAAUGAGCAACUGGCAUCUCAGCAUUAUCCACCUGCCACCAUCUACCAGGAGCUACCGUUGCAGCAGCAGCAGCAGAAAUUUCCAUCUACAGAAAACGAGCGAGUGCCGUCUCAACAGUUACUGACAUACCACCAGUACCAAACAGUGUCUCAGCAGCAGAUGCUGCAAAUGAAGUCUCAUGUACCAGUUACCUAUCCAGUGCCAGAAACAUCACAACAGCAGAGCAUGAUCCAGUUACAACAGGGAGUGGUGCAGCAUACACCACCGGUCUCACAUUUACCAGUUCCUGAGGAUUUGACAGAGGAAAAUCAUCAGAAAACUGCUGUGGACCAAGAACAAAUGCUACACCCACCACAACAUCAGAAAUCAAUGACGGACGAGCAGUGUCUACUAUCAACACACAGAGCAUCGCCUGAAGCUGAAGAGAGGCAAGCAGGAGUUCGGGAGACUCAUGGACUAGAGAGACCACCUCGCCUGCUGAGGCCUUGGGCGUCAGACGUGGAAGCUGCUAUGAUUCGUGGACAGGCACCGGUCAGGUCACCAGCCCCAGUGGUGUCAGCUACAGCACCUGCCUUACCAAUUCAACCAGACUUCCGGAGACCGCCACCACCUAUCAAAUUUCUGGCCACUGCACAAGGAGUCAACCAACCCACAAGACCGGCCCCGGCUCAACAGCAUCGUGCCAAUGGUGCCCAUUGGCCAGAACAGUACCAGGUCCCUCCAAGGAUGCUGAACAAUCCUCACAACAAACAAAAUUGGACAAAUCCACCACCAGUGGGAAUCCCAUCUCGCCGAGGUCGAGGAGGUUCUCUUAUUAACAGUGUUGGUCGGCCAAUACGGGGGCAUGGAGCCAGACUUCCAGGUUUAAAUGGUAGUGACUCUGUGCAGAGGGUCUCUGGGGUGCAGAACCAGUGCUCUAACAUGAAUGGUCACGGGCAAGUGCCUGCUCCUCUUCCUCACAGCAUCAGGAGUGACACAGCUGUGACUACAUCAAAUGAGAGUACCCAUUGUGAACAACAACGGAAAAAUGAUUCACCAAAGGAGCCGUGCAGCAGUUCCUCAGAACUCCACUGCCAGGAAGAAAAUACCAACACAGAAAUUCUGGGGCAGGACCAACAUGACUCUGCUGUAGGACAGAAAGUGAAGAAGAAUGAUAAUGAACGUAAUGAUUCUGAUCUAUGGAGCUUAUCUGCAGUACAAGCAGAUGACUGUAUGAGUGAUGAUAUUGGGCAGCAACAACCUAUUGAUGCAAUGCCAGGAGGGCAAUCAGUUGUAAUUAGGGAUACUAAUGAAGAUGAAGGUAAUUAUGUAGAUAAUAGUGAAGAAAGUGAUUUUGAAAGAUAUGAGAAGGAAGAGAGAGUUUAUAUUGAUAUAAAUGUAGAUGAGGAGCUGAAAGGUGUGGAACUGAUUCUGAAUUCAUGA